AUGCUUCUUGCGGAGCCCGAAGAGGAGAUGUGUGAGAAGCAGGUGGCCCGGGAGCUGGCUGCUGUGUGCGGGGAUCAUGCUUUCAUGGAUUGUCCAGGGCACGAUGGCUGCAGAGGUAUCUUGAAAUGCAUUAUUCCCAACACAGUGGAGACUCAGAGGACUCGCAGAGGGCAGUGCAGCCUGUUGUCUGCCGUUGCGUCUUGUGUGUUCCUGCAGUUUGAUUGA
This is a messenger RNA of Knipowitschia caucasica, 225 nucleotides long. The record is from the annotation of a GenBank genome assembly. NCBI's taxonomy places the organism in Eukaryota, Metazoa, Chordata, Actinopteri, Gobiiformes, Gobiidae.